AUGCCCGUCACCCGUCCCGGUUCUGCUUCCCCCUCACGUGACCUCUCCCGGGCGGCGGCGCUGCGGUCACAGUCACCGGCGGCGGAGCGCGUGGGGGCGGCGCCGGGCCUCGGGCUCGUGCGCGCCGCACGUGCUGGUGGACCCCGUGCCGCCAGGACCAUCGUGGUGUACCACAGCGGGGACCCGUUCCACGUGGGCCGCAAGUUCGUGCUGUGGCGGCGCCGCGUGGCCACCUUCGAGGCGCUGCUGGAGCAGCUGACGGAGCAGGUGGAGGUGCCCUUCGGUGCGCGGCGCCUCUUCACGCCGACGCGCGGGCGCCCGGUGAGCGAGCUGCACGCGCUGCAGGCUGGCGGCAAGUACGUGGCGGCCGGGCGCGAGCGCUUCCGGAAGCUGGAUUAUUUUAAGAUAGUUCCCAGCAAACCUGCAAAGAUGAGAAAGUUGAAGGAAACCAAGCCGGUGGUACAUCGUGACAUAAACGUGCCUUCCAGGUGGCAGACGUUCCAUCGUUUAUCCCGACAGAUCAAUGUGAGGCCCUAACGAAGGCUUUUCCUUCGGCUCCUGCAGUGUUGUCACAAAUGGAAGAUUAUUAUACCCGAAUUCAGCCUGACGGAGUGGAGCUGCCUACUGGCCACGAUCGGAGAGCAGGUCUUUCCUCUGGGAGGCGUUCGAAAAUUAUUUACAAUGGACACCUCAAAGGAUUUGCAAGACAACCAUUUUUACGUUGUGGCAGGACUGGAGGCCUUCAACUAGUUCCCUUAUUGGAAGUCCCCAAAGGUCCCCGGCGAAGUCCAACACCCCCGGGGGUGCGUUGCCCCCGCACUGACGUGGGGACUGUUUGAGGGCUUGCGGGAACCCUCCCUGUCGGGCUUCUCUGUCGGCCCUUACGGUCCCUGUGCUGGGAACGAGGUGUCAGUUUUCAUGUCGCUGUGGGGCCGGCAGGUGGCUUCAGCCUUGCAGGUGGUUUUCUACUUCAAGGCCCCUUUCGUCCUGCUGACAGACGGCACCACGCGGCCCCCUUCAUCUGGGAAGAGAAUAGCUUCCCUUCCUGGUGAAGCGCUGCCCCCUGGGAGGAGGGAGGGGAGUAUUUUUGCCACUUUACAGAAGAGAAAUGGAGGCGACAUCGUGGUCCAGAUGGAGGAUCCCAAGGUGAAAGAAGCUCAUAAAUAUGGCAACAUUCCACCCAAAGCCCUGGAGUCUAUUUUUUACGCCAGAGAAGGAAAGAAGAAACCAAAGGCAGAACCUUUAAUCCAAAGUGGGGCAGGUAAUGUGAAAUUCUGUGUCGCUGUUGGCAAUUCGAAAUGGUGCCGGGUCAGGAAUCUGCUUUUCCAGACCCAUGUCAUCCUGCAAAGAUAUGACCUGUAA
This is a messenger RNA of Kogia breviceps (pygmy sperm whale), 1362 nucleotides long. RefSeq names its product doublecortin domain containing 2C (gene DCDC2C). Gene Ontology annotation, biological process: intracellular signal transduction. The record is from RefSeq and is a predicted model, not a curated record. Gene Ontology annotation, cellular component: microtubule; microtubule organizing center. NCBI's taxonomy places the organism in Eukaryota, Metazoa, Chordata, Mammalia, Artiodactyla, Physeteridae.